This is a messenger RNA of Pocillopora meandrina, 6428 nucleotides long. The record is from the annotation of a GenBank genome assembly. NCBI's taxonomy places the organism in Eukaryota, Metazoa, Cnidaria, Anthozoa, Scleractinia, Pocilloporidae.
AUGUUAAUAAAUGCCGAUAAGAAGUAUAGAAGGGGCUAUGGUGUACGUUACACGACCAGCAUAUGAGCAUGAUUGAGUCACGCAAUCCUUUGAUCACGCGAAUAUCCAAUCUACAAAUGGCGGCUUAAAGUCCUGGGACACUUAACGCGAUAUAACAAAAGUCGAAUCUUUCCCUACCCUCUUCCCCUAAAAAUGUUGAAUUCUAGGCACUUUGUAAACUUUAUCAAGAUGUGAUAACUGUUUGCUUUACCAACAUUGUUGGGAGGGGUAAGGGGAGGGUAGGAUCUGUGAAAAAGCAUGAAUUGGCCAAAGAUGGUGUUUGUAAUAUUUUGGGAUUGAGGAUAUAUUUUCAAUAACUUUCCCAAGGAGUUUAUACUUGCAUUGUAGCUUCCUAGCUCACUCAAUAGAAGUGACCAUUUGGGAAGCUCAAGUUGAGACCUUAUCAAAGCUUGAAUUUUUCCAGGCUUAUUGUUCUACAGUUUCCACAACUUCAGUACACCUGUGAGGAUAAUUUUGACAUUUUUUAUCACCCAAAGGUGAAACUAAGUUGAACAAUUACUUUGCUUAUUUUUGUGUGAUGAAAGAAUUUAAAAUACAAACAAUUUGGCUAAUAAGAAAAAAUUUGAUCAGAAUUUUAAUAUGGUUAUUGGUUGUCAAAUGCUCUAAUUCUUGUGCCUCAGUCCCUAUUUUCCAGUUUUAUUAACAAUUUUUUGAGAUUGUGGGGCAUCAUUUGGGGAAUGUAGGUUUUCUAAAAAGCUUAGUAACUCUUCCACUCCCCAGAAUUCUUAAGAUGUUAGUUUUGAGAAUUUGGUAUUGGAUCACCUAACACUCCCCCAAUUGAUAUUAUUUUUUUAUUCUCAUCACUGCUUCCCCCUUUCUCCUGCAUGCUGAAUACAAGAAAAAGAGGUCCUGGCUAGCAGGGGAUUUGUCUGCUUGAUACUGGAUUGAUAUUGUGGGGAGAAAUUCUUUCUUGGUCUCUUGUGGGAGUUAAAGGUUAAAUCUUUGCUUCUAGUGUGCACAAUAAGUCAACUUGAUGAGCAAUUAAACUUUUUGUGAAUGCAAUUCUGUUUAUGCCUCUGUAAGAACCCUUACUACUACACAUAUAUUGUUUUUCCUGAUAAAAAUGUGUAGAACAGAGAAAAGUUUCUCUAACAAAGCAAUAGAUUUUUAAAUCAGGGACCUGGAUGUUAUGGUUGAUUAAAUAUAAAUUACAAUCUAUACUGAGGAAACUAAUCAUAAAAUAUCUGAAAUGUUAUCCAUGACAGAUUGUGCCUUUCGUGAGGCGUGAGUAGUCCAGUGGUCAGUGUGCUGGACUCUGGGUCCGACGGCCCGGGUUCAAGUCCUGGCUGGGGCAUGACGUUGUGUCUUUAAGCAAGACGCUUCACUCACAUUGCUUCGUCUUCUCGGAUAGGACGUAAAACCGUUGGCCCCGUCUCCUGCAGGGUUCGGGUAGGAGACGUUAAUUUUCCACGCACGAGAUUACUGUGUGGUGGAUGUCCUCCCCUGGAGUGGGAUGGGCGGAAGAGACACUAAUUGUAAAGCGCUUCUGAUCAUCCCAUAAAUGUUAAAGGGCGCUAUAUAAGUAAAUAAAUUAUACUAUCGAAUCACCCAUUCCACAAAAAGUGGGCCCAAUAGCCAUUUUCAAUGUCUUUGUUUUGCGGAGGCCACAAGAAAAGUUAUAGCCGUACAUUUUUAGUGCCCAGGUAGAGUAGACAUGGUAAGUUCAAAGCCCCAAAUGCAAAGUCGUAUGUAUCUUAUACCAUUUUUGCAUUUGGAGCUCAAAACCCCCCUAAAAGUACUUUUUUUCAGUGUCCACGAUGGAACGGUAGAACAAACAUCUUGAUUAUAAACCUCUGAAUGAUCCCCGGGUAAACAUUCGAUAUGUGUAAACCGUCCAAUAGUAAAUGAACUUAAAAUAAAUUUUGAUGUUUCAUAGUGCACUGCAUUAGUCCGAUUUUAGUAGUCACAGAAUUGAUGUCCACAAAUUCUUUGUAACUUCCGUUACCGAAAUAAGAAAAGUAAUUUAACUGCGUUAGAAAUCCCUGUAUAAUCUCUUCUUACCGUCAAUUACCUAUUGUUUCAUCGCAGUUUCAAUAUUUUAAGUCAUCACCUCCUUUUCUACAAGUGGCAAUGAUAGACUUCCCUUUGAAUGAGGCCGAAGAGCACCGUAUGGUUAAGAAUGUAACUUCCGUUACCAGUGUUUAGCGAAAACAAAAGUUCCUUUGCUUCAAAAUGUUCUGUGCAAGUACGAAGGUACCUACAAUCAGUAAGCUCACAGACUUAUAUUAACUGGCUUGUGUCUUGGAAAGAAGUGGAGGCACAAAAGAUCUCAAACUGUAACGUCCGUUACUGUAACUUCCGUUACCAUUUAUUUUGGAAUAUCUUAAAUACGCGUCCUUUGGUUGAGUUGCACUUUGGAACAUCAUCUGGCUGUCUAAAGUCGCGGCAAAAUAAACAUGACUGACAUUAUUGACAUUCCAGUGUUACGCAACAACCCCUCCGUUGCCGUAUUGCGACACAUUCGCCAAGACCGAAGCGUUUGUUACAAAUUUCUCAAUUUUUCAUUGUCAGUCGUUCAUCGAAAUUGACAAAAUCCAAAGGUGAGUAGUAUCAAUAUGAUGUACAUACAAAAUUUAUUUGCAUUGACGUUUUCUUUUGGCUAAAAGCCUCGUUUUCUGUCAGACAGUAAAAAUGUAACGGAAGUUACAAAAACUGGAAGUGGCUUGUUAGGGCCUUAAAACGGGUUUUGGAGUCACAAGAAUGAAAAUUUUGAACAUCAGAGUAGAAUAUAUCGUAAAAAUAAUCAUAUCUAAAUGUUUAAGCUGUAGGCGUUUAGAGAUAUUUAUGAAUAAACCAAUUUUAAACGGCGUAUUUAAAUAAUAAAACUGAAUCGUUGCGUGACAUAAUUGGACCUACUCUUCACACGAUCGCAGAUGCCAAAAGUCGUGCAGAGAUUCAAAAGGCUUACCGUGAAAGGCAAAAAACAGAAAGAAGGGAGAGAUUACGUGGAAAGAGAGAGGACAAGAAAAAGAAAAGCCUACAUACCUGCUGCAAAUUUGGAUGACAAUGCCCUUAAGAAGCGAAGACUGGACCAAAAAGCCCGGGUGGAAAAAUACCGGAAAGAACAGAAAGAAAAACAGUGUGCCAUCGAAAGAGCAGCAGAAGCUUCAUCCACUCAAAAACGUCAAACCCGGAGUGCCUCUAAAGAAGCUGAAAAAAGUGCCCCAUUUGAUGGUAAAGUUCAGUAACCCUAACCCUAACCCUAACCCUAAGAUCUCUAUAUUUUCUUCUUUGUAGGAGCAGAGCACUUUAAUAGUAUGAUUUUUAUUUACAUGUUGCCCUGUAUUAAAUAUAUACUACGUUGAUUUUGAAUAACUUAAAAACGAGAACUUAAAAAAAAAGUGGAAAAUUAUUUUAAAGAUCGGUGAUUUUUUUUUUGCCUAAAGUGAUUUUCAAGUAAGUACAAUAAAAUGUUUCAUAACUACGGAAAUAUAUGACCUUUGGUGCUAAUUUUUGAGGUAUUUACUCUUCGAUAUUUGCGCUUUAAAUUGAAUGAUUCGCCACGUACUUUCUGUGAAACUGAUUUUUUUCGAUUUUCCAAGUGACAUUGGGCCCACUUUUUGUGGAAUGGGUGGAAUAAAUUAUUUCAAGCCGUAUGAGAUAUUUAAAUAAGAAUACACAGAUUUCUGUGAAUUCGAUCAGAAGACCCUUCUUCUUUCUAAAAAAUGAACAACCUCCUCACCAGGGAUAAAGCAAUCUUGAAUAAUUUUUUAAAAAUAUUUCGUCUGCACAUUAUAUUUCUUCAACACAAAUUAUUGAUUUAAUACUUAAGCACUGCACAUGGUUCGAGCUUCCUAGAAUUCAGCUACGUCAAUUUCAUACAUAACCUUGGCACUGCGAAUUUCAGUGCGAUUCAUCGGCGUAUUCGAAUAGUUUUUAUAAUUCACCUUUCGGCUGCGCAGCUCAGAGCCUGAUAUCAAUUCAUCUCAAUACGAGACCUAUAUUCCAGAAUUACUAUAUCCUUGAAGAACCGUGACGCAAAAUGUUCUCGAAUACUUGUCUCCUUAUAAUAAAGGCUAAGGUACAUGUGACCAAGUGUCUGAAUCGACGGGUUCACUACGAAUUGAGAGCUUCAAAUGAUUGCUCUAACACUUAACACACGAAUCACUUUGUUUGGUCAUGAAAGUGAUCAUGUGUUGUCUAUAGAAUUGGCGCGAAUAUUCAACCAAUCAAAAGCAAGAAUGAUACCGAUCCAGACUCCUUCCGUGUUUUGGACCUACACCAAAAUGGCGGACGAUCUGCCUUUCAAGGCUGAAUACGCUAAGUCCAACCGUUCUUCUUGCAAAUCAUGCAAGGAUAAUAUCUCAAAAGAUAGCCUAAGGCUGGCGAAAAUGCUACAGGUAAGGAGAAUUUUGAAGAAUAUUUCGUGUGAUCUUGAUGAAAUGGAGCGAUCUCAUUCUCAAACAUGUGAAAUCUACAUGUAGACUCGUGUGCAUAGCAUAUAGGGUGCGUCAAAUUAUUGAAAGGGUUUUGCUGACAAACUCUUUCCUCUUUGUUUUUCAGUCUCCGCACUUUGAUGGCAAGGUAAGAAAUUUAGCUUUCCGAAAGUAGUGGCAUAUAAGAAUUUUUCAAUUAUGUCUGUUGGUGAAAGGAAUUACAUAAUUAUUUUUGGAACACGAAGCAAUUUCUGAAAAUCCGGUUUUCGGGAGCUGGAGUUAGCUAUGAUGGUACUCAAAUUGGUGAAACAAGUUCUGAUUUCAAAGGAGUAAGAUUAAAUUUCAUAUAAAUUCAGUCAAUGUUUUGAGAGGCCAAGUAUGAUUUUAUUAGUUUUUUUUUAACGCUCAUUGGUGCAUCUCUUCAGCGCUUAGAAACUAAGAAAAAAAUUUGGAACCUGGAAAGGGUGGCAUGGUCUACCAUAAUUGUGGAUUGAUGAGAAAUUAAGAUCAAAAGUAAGAAUUGUGGCAGAAAAUUUUACAGACAGCAGCCUGAAAGAUCAAAGGCCCAAGCCUACAAAACCAUUUUUAGCUGCGUUCAACCAGUGGCACACCCAGGGGUAGGGUCAGGUGAAGGGGGGGGGGGUCUGCACUCUCACCAUUAUCUGACUGGUUAGGAUACAUAAAUAUUAUAUUUUUCUGAAUCAAAGUUUGAAUCCCUUCCCCACCUUAAAAAGUUGAUCCACCCUUGUUAUUGCAAAAUAUCAAUUAAUGUAGAUGGCAUUUUAUGGUCCUUUGAUUCAUAGAUUCCCCAUUGGUUUCACUACAACUGUUUCUUCAAGAAGAUCAAAGUGAAAGCUUCCAGUGACAUAAGUGGCUUUGAUUCCUUAAGAUGGGAUGAUCAAGAGAAGAUCAGAGGCAAAAUGGAUGGGGGGGAGAGGGUGGGGGUAAGGGAACUCAACCAGCUAACAGUGUUGCAGAUGACCUUUUGGUAGAGUAUGCUAAGUCCAGCCGUAGUAAAUGCAAAAACUGCAAGGAACAGAUUGACAAGGUAAGAUUUGACCUGUGGUUUGCUACAUUUGUUACAAUGUCUUAACUGACUGGAUGAGAGAUCAAGAUGGGAAAAUCUUUCACCUGCUGAGUCUUGUCUGUGCAUUGGAAUUUCAAGCCAGGCAUUUCCCCUUUGACUUGCCCAAACUAAGUCAAUGAGUUUCUUAUCAUGUGACCACCAAGUCCAUAAAAAUUUGAAAUUAUGUUUGAUACCAAAUAGGGUGUGAUUACAUCACAUAAAGGUUGUGCACAGGACAGCUAUGAAAAAAGAUUCCACAGAGAAAACUUUUCCUGGUUUUCUUUGAGUCAGAACAAGAAACUCACAGUUCAUUGAAAGCAUUACUUGAAACCAUCUAUUUUCUGUCUAGUUUAGAGUUGUCGCUCUUGAAAAUGCUGUUUUAACCCAUUAAUUCCCAUGAGUGAUCAAGACAGAAUUUCUCCUUACAAUGUCAAUACAAUAUCAAGUAAACAAGUGACGAAAAUAAAGAAAAAUGUCAAUUAGGAUAUUAUUAGUUGAUUCACUAACACAUUCUCCAAACUAACAUUAUAAGAAUUGUAUAACAGGCAGCAAAGAUAAUUGCUAAUAAGAUCUUGGUUAAUUAAACAGUCUCUUGUUCGUAGGGAGAAGUUCGCCUUGCCAAGGUCAAGGAGCCGGAUGCUGAAUCAAGUGCUCCAGCUGGUGUUGCUAUUCCCUGGUGGCAUCAUAUUGAUUGCUUUCUGGAAAACCGUGUAUCUUUGGAGGUUGACUCUUCUGUGACAGCUGAGUCAUUCUCUGGAUUCACUAUCUUGAAGAAGGAAGACAAAGACUUGUUGAAGAGCAAACUGGGAACAGUGAAAUUGAAGAAGGCUGGGAAAGGGAACAAAAGAAAAGCACAAGCAGUGGAUGAAACAGAUGCUAAACAAACAAAGACAGCAGAGGAAGAUGAAUGUGAGAAAAAGUUGAAG